GGCAGACUUCCGGCAACAACGCCUGUGUCACGUCACCUCCCCUGUGCCUGGAAGGUGAGCUGCAUGGUGUGUACACAGAGCAGGGCUGUGCAUGUCGAGCUGCGGGUAGUAUGCAUUGCCAUCAUGGGGUUUCAUUAACCAUCACAUACCUGCUUCAUUCAUGUUAGUGGCAUGCCCACAGUGUAUCAUGGGGGGGAGGGAGGGCAUUGUAUGCUGUUAUCAGUGUUAUUUAAAGGACCACUAUAGUGCCAGGAAAACAUACUUGUUUUCCUGACUCUAUAGGGUCCUUGGGUCCCCCUCCUGCCAGGCUCUUUUUCCAGCGCCGGCUCCCUCGGAGGUGGGGACUCUCCUCCUCCUUUCCCGUCAUUGGCUGAAUGCGCAUGUGUGGCAAGAGCCGCGCGCUUAUUCAGCCAGUCCAUAGGAAAGGUGUCUUCUCACAGUAAGUAGCGCGGAAGCGCCUCUAGCGGCUGUCAAUGAGACAGCCACUAGAGGCUGGAUUAACCCAUUUCUCUGAAACUGCUAUGUUUACAGCAGAAAGGGUUAAUCCUAGAGGGACCUGGCACCCAGACCACUUCAUUAAGCUGAAGUGGUCUGGGUGCCUAUAGUGCUCCUUUAACUGGCAGGCAGUGUCACACAGUGGGGUUCACUGAUUUAUGGGGGUUUGGGUAGUGAGGGGUUUAAACAGACCCAAGGAGCAAGUUUCUCCAAAAAUGUCACAAUUGGUGCUCCCCUUCCCAUUGUGUUAUCUAGAGGCAGUGGAGGAAUCUGUUUUAGUUUUGGGGCUGGUCAAAGGCUGGCAGAGGAUCAUUGGUGUUGAAGUUCUACCACAGCUGGGCUCUAACAAUCUGCCUCCAUUGGUUUUUAGAUCCUUAAAGGAACACUGCAUUAACUGGGGGGGAGGGAAAUAAUUUAAUUAAAAUCACUGUUUAGUAUAAAUAUUCCCAAAUGAAAGCAUGCAUGCAUUUAAUUAUGCAUUCCCCUGUUGGGUUAUAUCUAAAAACUGCUUGCAAAAGUUUACAAGCACUCCCCUUCUAGCCCCUACCAGACUUUCUGUGUCUGUCCAAUUACAGACUUUCCAAUGCAGCUCAAUGAGAUGUCUUUGCAAGGCAGGUGCUCAGGGCAAAUGCUGCCUUUUGAAUUUGGUUCCACUGAGCUAAACAAACCAGGAAGUAACAUGAUCUGUUGUAUGAUUAACAACCCCCCCCCCCCCUUUCCCAAGGGUUAACAAGGUUAAUUUUAUAAAAGUGCCAAUUUCUACUGAAAUCAGCACUUUUUAUGAAAUACAAAAAAGAGAAUGUAAGAAGUAUCCUGAAUGGUUAUGCAUUACUCCUAAAUUGAGUAAAAAUGACAUGUGUUUUACAUUGAUAUUAGAGUAUUGACUAUGUAGUCAGAGUAAACCAUGUUGGGUGCAAUGUAUUGGUGUUCAACUUGGGAUUUACUUUUUAAUAGAUGGUAGAUCGGUUGGCCUGAAAUAGGAUUAAUUUUGAACAUAAUACAUAACCGGCACUUUAUAGCGUGCAUAUUGCAUCUUACACUGUAAUACCUCUGACAUGUUGCCAUAUGAUUUGUAUAAUAGGUAUUGUGCUAGAAGAAAUUUCAACACAGAGUGAAUGGCGAGGAUAGAUGACGUACAAUUCCAAGGUGAGGAGCAAUGUAAAUAAUCUUUUUAUAAAUAACUGCGUACGCCAGUGCUUUCUUAACUUGUUUUUGCCAGGUACCCAGUAUGUAUAUAGGAUUAGUUUUGCAGCUAAUUCUUCGUUUUGCAGUUUGUCUCAAUAUUCAGAAAUAAGUGCACUAUAACUAAUUAGCAUUACAAUAAACUUUGCUUAACAUCUUCAUCUGACCCUUUCCAAUACCAAAUAUUUCAGCUAGUUAAAGCAGUUCUGUAAAACUGUGAACAGUUGACCGGGGCCUGAAGAAUGUGAUAUGCCUGAGAUUAAGAGCCACUGGCCUCAACUCAUUUUUGGUCUAUUUUCCUUUUAUGGGCUGUGGUGUGUGUGUUUUUCUUAAAUAUAUAGUAGCUGUUUAUAUUGUUAUAAAAUCUGUGCACGCAGACCUACUCUUCGUGAAAAGGUCGAUAUCAGUGUAAGCAUGGCAAAUGGUUGCUUACUACAGCAUCUUCAAGGGCAAGGUUGUUUUCUCCCUGCUCCAAACUGGGUGUUUCUGAGUAAGGCUGUGAAUAAAGUUAGCAGGCAUUAUUCCAGGAAUUUUUUACUCAGCCCUAUUAACCCACAAUAUGCUCUAUCUGCAGUCAAUGUGCCUAUUAUCUUAACUGCAGAAUUAACACAUGGUGAUUUAAAUAUUGACAUUUUGAGCAGCAUUACACCUGUUACAUUUUCUUCCUGUUAUGACAGAUCACAUUCUACAAAAUAUCACUAUGCCACACAAAUUUACCUUUUUAAUCUUUUAUGUGUUUAUUUUCGAAGAGGGGGUGCAUGGGAUAAUUGCUCUGUAUAUGGUUCUUCUAAAUAUGUAACUUUAGAUCACCAUCAAUUACUAAUUAUUACAGUUUAACUGUAUGAACACUUUUUUUUUUUUUUUUUUUCCCGCACUAAACGUCAGAUUGUAGUGAAUUGAAAUUCAAAUAGCUUAAAUGUGACUAUAGAUAAACUCUAAAAUUAUUCCAUAUCAGGCAUUUUUGCUUAAAUGUUGCCUUUUGGAUGUUUAGAUCUCUAUAAUUGAGAUUAGUAAAAAGUCAUGAUGGUGUGAUCUCUAAAAUAACCUGUUCAACUGGACUUUUCAAAAGCUCAAUAAUAGUUUAACCAUUUUUAUUAUGCUUACUUGUACAGCUGUAUUUAAUGGUUUGCAUGUAAACAUGAGGAAAGAUCAUGGUUCUGGAAGGUGUGUGUGUGUGUCUGUCGUUAGACCACCUAAGGAAGUUUUUUUUUUUUAAUUUAUAAACACUUUUUUGCACUUCUUCUAUGGUUAUAUCAGAAUUUGAUGAUGCAGCAAAUUUACUGGCUGCCAACCCUGAUGCCACCACUACUACUGUGAGUAUUGUAGAGUCUCAAGACACAGGUGGGGGCCGGCAAGGACAUCGACACAGAGAUGAAGACGACUCGUUGGCAAAUGAAGACUCUGAUAAAACAGAGGUAAUUUCAUGAAGUAAAAUUUGGCAUUCUUAUAAAUGGUUUCUACCCCCAAAAUAUCUUCAAUAUUUGCUCUGUGACACACCAAUAGAACAUACUUUAUUAUAUUCUAAGUGUCUUUAUUUUAUUUAUUUUUUUGCUGUGUUUUAUGAUAAUACUUGGUGCCAAUCAUCCCUGAAACUAGACUUCAUGCAUUCUGGUUGAUCAAUGUUGUAUAAGCUGUCGUGUCAUAUUAAUAGUAGUUAAAAGAUAGUUAUUAGUUGUGUUUUCGUUUGUUUAACACACUCUAUUUUAAUUAUAUUUGUAUUUGUUUCAUGCAAUGCAGGUAUAGCCAGCUUGUAGCAGUUUGUGUGUGCAUGAACAUAGAAUUGUUGAUAAAUGAUACCCAUAGCAUUUACAAUUUCACAACAUCUUGGGAAAUUGGCUGUUAAAGUCUCCCAGAAAUGCAGCACUGGUGGGUGUGUUUUUAUUUACUAUCAUUACUUAUCGUCACUCCACCUAAAUUAAUAGCUUCAGUAUCGGAAGUGAUUAUUUAUCUGUAUAUCCUGUGAUUUGUUUUUAAUUCACUUUUAUACAAAUAAAUGGUGAUUCUGUAUUAUGUGUAUGCAUGUUCUCUUCCAUGUACCUUGGUAAUGCCCUCAUUCCUGGAGCACUGGUUACACCCCACUUCCACAUAAUAAAUGUAAAUUUUACCCAUCCUCGGCAACAUUAAUUAGCUAUGAAUCCUGGGCUGAUGCAAAAUCAAUGUGAGCAAGAAGGGAGGGGGUCCUUUGGUGGGAAGGGCACAAGUUUUAUAAUAAACAGAUUGAUAUUAAAUCUCGGGGUCCACUAUAUCAGAGCUGUGAUUGUUAAGUUGCUUAGUGUUCCUUUAUAGAAAUAGUAUGGGAAAUACUUUAGAUUUUGCAUUGGCAUGUUUAAACGUGUUAUAAUAUGCUCUUUAUAGUAAACAUUAAUUUAUAUUUAACUUAUAAUAUCUAUAAAUUUUUGUGGAUGACUAGACAUCUGUUUGGGGUUUUUUUUUUUUUUUUUUUAUACACUAUUACAAAAUGUUACGGUAUUACUCAAUAUUACAUAUUGUGCAUAUUACACAAUAUUGUGUGCACCCACUUGUGAUAUGGAUAGUGACUGCUCAAAAUAAUCUUAAUUGUACGAUUCAGACCUCAGCCGUUGUAGUUUUCAGUAUAGUUCUUUGAAUAACCUGUCAACCGUACCAUUGAAGCUGUGAACCAUUAAAGGUUAAUACUAAUUCUUUUUUGCAGCUGCUUGCCGGACAGAAGAGUUUGGCUGCUUUUUGGACAUUUGAUUAUUACCAAACAUUUUUUGAUGUAGACACUUACCAGGUAAGUUAGAUCAGUUAUGCUGAUCUCAAUAAUGCAAGACCAUUGGCAGAUGUACAUAUCAAUAUAUAUUACAGCGUGUUUUUUAUUUUUUUUAUUUUAUUUUUUUUAACUUUUCUACAGGUUCUGGAUAGGAUAAAAGGCUCCCUUUUACCAAUACCUGGUCGAAACUUUGUGAGGUUAUAUGUGAGAAGCAAUCCAGAUCUAUAUGGUGAGUGGUGAAUUUCUGCAUUUAUAGAUAUUUACUUUGUUUUUAUUGUCACAUUGUACUGUAAGAGUAUUUUUGAAUCCUGCACAUUUGGCUAUUACUCAAACUAUUUUCCACAACUGUUUCUUUAGUUAUCUAGAUUUAAAGGAACACUAUAUUCACCAAAACAACUUUAGCUUAAUGAAUCCGUUUUGGUGUACAGAUAAUGCCCCUGCACUCUCGCUGCUCAAUUCUCUGCCAUUUAGGAGUUGAACCACUUUGUUUAUGUAGCCAUAGUCACACCUCCCUGCAUGUAACUUACACAGCCAUCCUAAACACUUCCUCUAAAUAAUCAUCUAAUGUUUAUAUUUUCUUUAUUGUCAAUUCUGUUUAAUUUAGAAUUCCUUAUCUCAUGCUCUGUUAAUAGCUUGUUAGACCCCACAGAGUCUCAUGUAUGCAACUAAAGCUCAAUCCACAGAGCAGGAGAUGAAGAAAAAAUAAAUAAAUAAAACACUUUAAAAUAAGUUACAUCAGAUUGAAAAUGAAACCAUUUUUAUUUUCAUGCAGGCUGUGUCAGUCACAGCCGGGAGAGGUGUGGCUAGGGUGAAUGGACCGACACAAGCGUAAUUUAACUCCUAAAUGGCAGAGAAUUGAGUAGUGAAACUUCAGAGUCAUGAUCUAUACACAAAUACUGAUUAAUUAAGCUAAAGUUGUUUUGGUGACUAUAGUGUCCCUUUUUAAUAAAACAUCUGAUAAUGUGCAUAUUAUUGUAACUAGUAGGCUAACAUUUAUGAAUUUGCUUGAGUUAAUUCGUCUUUGAAUUACAUGGAUGUUCAACUCCUGAAACUGGAUAAAAUUGUGUGCUUAAUAAGAUAAUGCUUGUGCCUCUUAUUAUGACAAUAAAACCAAUUUCACCCUUGACAUACAACAUAAGCAGUAAAUAAUUGGCUACUUUUGAAAAUGACAGCAUCCACAAGAUUACCUAAUUUUUUUUUUUUCCUAUCAUUUAUAUAUAAAUAUUUCUUUCUUCAUAAGGUCCAUUUUGGAUAUGCGCCACUCUUAUUUUCACACUGAGCAUCAGUGGGAAUCUGUCUAAUUUUUUGCUGCAUCGAGGCGAGUCCCAUUAUCACUACGUUCCUGAGUUUAGAAAAGGUGAGUAAUCUGCCUGACUGCUAAUCACUCUUACCCAGCUUAUUUGUUGACACCAAUGGCUGUAUUUGCAUUGGGUACAUUUCAUGACCAGAGCUAUAUUGGCUCUUUUUAAAGAGUGUGAAAUUUUAAUCCUUGUGCAACAAUUUUACUAGUAAAAGCAUAGAUUGGGAGAAAAUCCUACUUAAAUAUAGGGUUUUCUUCCAUCUGGUAAUCCAUUCUUCAACAUAAACUCUAUUCCAAGUAAUUGGUAAAGAAGAUCUGAAGAGACCUCCCACAGAUUGUCCUUAUACCACCACUACCUGGCGCUGCCAGUAUAGGAAUGGAGUGACUGACAUCACUCCGUUCAGAUUCCGGCAUCAUGGUACCUAAGCCAGUGUGUCGGCAGUUUGCCCUGCUUGGGGACACUUCACUGCAAAUCAGUGGAGAGAGCAGGAAUAGCAAGGGCGGACCAGAGGUGGCGAUUGCAGAAGUGUAACUCAAACCUCUGUUAGCUGAGAUAAGUGGUGUCAGGUUUCCUUUAAACAAUGUUAUCUCAGUACAGCUCCAUGUGAGAGGACAGUCUGGAGCCUAAGUGAAUAUGAAGUUAUUUAGCCCAACAUUAAAAAAGAACACUAAGAUUAAUAAAGCAUCUAUUUAAUUUUUAAUAUUUGUGUUCCUUUUCAUUAAAUAUUACAGUAUUAUCAUUUAUUUAGUGUCAACAUAUUCCACAGUACUUUGCAAUUAAUAAUGGGGAUAUCGUAGAACAAGUAACUGACAUACCUCAUAUAGAUGUGACGAGGUGAAGAAGGCCCAGAUUAAACAAGGUUAUAAAAUAUUUUGUAAUUAAAAAUAAAAAGGUAAAACCUUUCGAUCAGUGUGGAUUUUUAUUUUUAUUUUAUUUUUUUUUAUUUAUUUUUUUAGCCUAGCUAAGAUUCCUGGAACAUGCAGCCCAGAUCUACAACCUAUUCAUUUAAUCUGAAAUUGCAGGUCUGCACAACGUGCCGAACCCCAGAUGUUUUCAACUACAACGCCCAUGAUUCCCUGGCGAUCUUUCAUUCAAAGAAUCAUGGGCAUUUGUAUUUCAAAACAUCUGGGUGGGCCGCAGGUUGUGCAGGCCUGGUCUAGAGUUUAGUUUGUAUUGUAUGUUAAAUGAUCGUCAAUUAUUUAUUUUUUUUAUUUUAUUUUAUUUUUUUUUCAAACUGCACCACAUGUUGAUACAAUAGUUACAUACAAACAUGCUGUCCCCAGUUUACCCUGGUGUCUCUGUGUCUGGCUAUUCCUUUGUGCCAAGUCAUGCAGCAUGUCUCUGUUUGUUUGUUUGCAGUGUCAAUUGCUGCCACUGCAAUUUAUUCCUAUGCCUGGCUGGUGCCACUGGCUCUUUGGGGCUUCCUGUCAUGGCGACAUAGCAAGGUGAUGAGCAUGGUGUCCUACUCGUUCCUGGAAAUUGUGUGCGUUUAUGGAUACUCUCUCUUCAUCUACAUCCCCACUUCUGUGAGUGUCUCGUGCAUUGGAUUACAUUGUUUAGGACCCUUUUUCUGUCAUUCAGCUCCAUAACUGACAUUUUUAUUUGUACAUUAUUCUAUCCUUCAGUGUGAUAAUACAUGCACACAUAGUUAUUUAGUGAAGUUUGGGUUGUAUGGAAAUCAAAUUUUACACCAAGGUAACCAAACUGAAAACAAAGCUGACUUGGAGACUUUAUUUUUUCAUUUUGUCUAUUAAAAAAAAUAAACAAAUUUUGUCUAAUAUUUGAAUUUACAUUUCCCUUCACUUUGAACUGUAGUUUAGUUUUUAAUUAUGGACCAGUGAGCUCUGUGCAUUUUUGGUCCACAUUUUCCCAUCUUUCCCUUGUGUGGCUCUGCUCUAGCAGGGAUUUAAUAGGGUACUAUAGUCAACAAAACAAUCUUAUCGAUCAUGUCUCUGAAGUUUCACUGAUCAUUCUCUGUCAUUUAGGGAUAAAGUAAUUUUGUCCAUGUAGCCCUAGUCACACCUCCUCUGGCUGUCGUCACAAGGGUCUCCUGCAAGGUCUAGAAGGAUUUUAAACAGAGCAGGAGCUAAGAAAAUCUAAAUUAAGCAACAUUUGCAAUAAAGGAAGUGUAAACAUUAGAUCUCACUUUACAGGAAGUGUUUAGGAAGGCUGUGUAAGUCACAUGCAGUGAGGUGUGCCUAACAAAGAUAUUUAACUCCUAAAUAGUAGCGAAUAGAGCAGUGAGUUUGCACAGGCAUGAUCUAUACACCAAAACUGCUUCAUUAAGCUAAAGGCGUUCUGGUGACUAGUGUCCUGUUAGGGGAGUAGUGUUUUAUGUCAUAUCUGGGUUUCGUGGGCUUCUGUUAGUAAAAUAUCCAUAUGGGUUUACUCACCACCCCAACUCACAAGCCAAUACAAACACAGUAGCAGCACCCAUGUAAGCCAUUCUGUCUCUUUGUCUUGCGGUGCUGCUCUGACUUUUGCUGCAGUAUGAGUUUAGAUACAGUCUGUUUGGGUUAUUAACUACAGGGUCAACUGUCAAGAAUGUUGACUUAAUUUAACUUUAAAUAUAAUAUUUUAGGGCAAAGUAGCCAAAUUGGGAAAAGAAUCCCCACGUCUAUGGUUUUCGGCCUAAAGUUUGAAAUUCACACUGUAGUGAAUAACUCUGAGUGUGUGAUUUGCAGCAGAAUGUAGAGGAUAACAACAAUAUUUAUUUGCGUUCUGUUCAUAAAAGUGGUGCAAUAUGUAAAAAAAAAAAAUAGUUGCCAAUGGGAUGUGUGCCAAUUCCACUUGUUGACUUGGUGAUUGCUCCACUUUUCCCACUUUUUAGAACAGAACACUUUGACAUUGCCGUAGAUUUAUGGGGAAGAUUUAUUAGAUCGCAUAAUAUUAUCCUAUCACUAGUAGUAACUCUGCUGUACUUCCUAGCAUUUUAGAGAAUGCUAGGAAGGUGUUCUCAUCAUUAGGACAUUGCAUUGUGUUACAAUAUGAAUUUUGUGGCCAUUGCAUGUCUGCUGCGGAAUUGUUUAGAUAUUGUAUAUUCGAAUCUCCCAAGAUAAUCACACUUGUACACAUCCCGUGCAUGGUAUUAUGACUAUGUUCAGUCUGUUUUUAUUAUCUGCAGAGUUUAGGAUAUUUGUUUUUUAAAAAUGCUUGUAUUAUGCUGGCUUUACCAUGCUAUUUACAGCAAGGUUCCCAAGUCUAGAUUUUCAAAGUCAUACAGGCUGAACAAAACAUAGACUUCGUGAUAAUUGAAUAUCCCAGCUGGUGCUUUUCUCAUUGGUACAUUUUCCCCUGUCUUCAAGUAUGGCCUUUAGUGUGUGUGUGUGUUUGUAAAUAUCCUUUUCUGACUGCAUCUGUCUUUGUGUGUGUGUGUGUCUGUCUGUCUGUCUAUAAAAAGUAUAGCCUUUAAAUGGACAGAAUAAUGUUCCUCCAGUUGACUUUGUGGGUGUAUGUAUGGCCACUUAUGUUUCGACCGAGUCUAUAACAUCCUGACCUUUGCAUUGGUUUAAUCUGAUCUUUUUCUAUAUCCAUUUUAGGUCUUUGAGUAAUUCUUGCUUUUGUCAUACUGCCAGAUAAGUCCAGUACACUCUCGGUUACCCUUUUCUAUAUUUCUUUCCCCGUGCAGGUGAUGUGGGUAAUCCACUCAGAGAUUCUUCGCUGGGUCCUGAUGAGUUUGGCAAUAUGCCUCUCUGGGUCAGUCCUCAUGCUGACAUUCUGGCCUGCUGUACGUGAGGAUAACCGCAAAAUUGCCAUCGCCACACUUGUAACCAUCCUGGUGCUUCAUAUUUUACUUGCAGUUGGUUUUGGGGUAAGUGAUAUUGAGAGAGAGAGAGAGAGAGAGAGAGAGAGAGAUAUAUAUAUAUAUAUAUAUAUAUAUAUUUCCUUCAACAAUUACAAGUAUGUAAUAUAGAAGAGCUGAACAGGCUAACAUUGAGACCACUAAUAAUCCUUCAUUUCAAAGUGCUCUCUUUUUCUAUGCAAUUAGGCACCAUGUAUUAAAAGUUGUAAAUUAACCAGAUCUGCUUUACUAAUUUGUCAUGCUGUCUAAUAAGGUGCAAUACUGAUGAUCAUUUAUUGAACACCUCUAGCAAUUUAUUUUAAAGCUAGUCCAUGGAGAAUGAAUGUAACAGUAGAAUUAACGGCAAGUGCCAUCCACAGUCCAGCAAAUGUACCAGAGGCUGGAAGGAUGAAACUGCUUUCAAGCUGUGUGCACUUGCUGAAGUGCACUGCUGAAGCCUUCAGCUUUACAGAUGUUGUCACAUGCAGGUUGAGUCCAUGAGAUCUUGUGGCUGCUGGUUUUUUGUUUUAUUUGGUACAGCUUGAGUAUGACCAGGUCCGGUUGGACUUGACUUGAAAUAUAUACUUGAGGUGAGGAGCCACAAGCAGUUUAUCGGUCAUCAACGUUUAUUAUCAGUUUAUAAAGAGGUGCAAAAGCACAUCUGUUAAAAUCUAAAAACAAUUACUCUUUAUUACUAGUAUUUGCUCUAAUCAUUUGCUAGUAAUAAUUGCUAGUCUUUCUUGUUCUAAAGUAGCAAAUAUUUAGAGGAAUCUGAUGGGGGUUUUUAUUUAUUUUUUAUUUUAUUUUUUUCUGCACGUGCAUAUGCUCAGCUUUCCAAUUCCAAUGCAGUACAGCUCAAAGAGAAGCCCCAGUUGGGCAAGCGUCAUUGCUUGUGUGUACGUGGUCGUGGCUGCCCUUAUUCUGACGUGCACACUGCUACAUGGGGGACAAGACUGGUGCCUAACACACCUGCCACCUCUGUUAGCUUCGUGGAGCUAACAGAAUUGAGAAGAAAUCCUCCCUGGCUGUCUGAGCGCUAAGGAGAGGUUUCUGAAAUUCGUUCUAAAAGUGCAGGUUGUGUGAGGACUCUCCCUUUUAAUAGCAGUCAAUUUAUGUCCGGCAUAUCCAGAGAUUAAUUAACAUUCACCUGAAAGAGGAAUGCUAUGUGUGGAAAAAUUUGUGCAGUUACCUUGGUGUGUUUCUGUAGACCAUCAGGGGCCAUAGAUUGUCUAAAUUAAGGUCGGUACAUUCAUGAUCUGAGAAUCAGAUGUUGUGUAUUUACAUUUAAAAUUACUACCUUGGGCUCCAGAUUGCCACUUUAAAAAAAAUAAAAAAUUACUAGAUUCAUGAUUGGGACAAUCCUUCACAUGUGUCUAAAUACUCAUUCUCAUACAUGAAUAUAACAUAUAUUCAUAUAUGCUCUUUUUAUUUGCAAUGGAAAUUCAGUGAAAUUCCAAAGCAUUAUAUAUGCAGCUUUACAUAAAUGUUCUGCCUACUUGAAAAACUAUGAAUUAAUAGGCCUGUAUUGGCAAUGGGCCUUGGGUAACCUUCCAAAGGAAAUUUUUUUAAAUGAUCCCAUCUGUUUCAUAGCAAAUAAUUCAGAAAUACAUAGACAGAUUUUGCUAAAGAAUUUCAUAAUGAUAAACAAAAACAUGACCGGGCUGUUUUGCCAUGAGUCACAAUUUUGCUUAGUUUACUGCAUACUAAAAUAAGUUUAGGGCUCUAAAAUAUUUGGCUGCUUGUGUUAACAGGAAGAUGUAACAUGUCCUGAAAAGCUUGACCAUCAUAUACUUAAAAGGAAUUUGCUUCUCUCAAAACAGCUUCCCACCUGGUCCCAGUAUGGUGGUGACUGAGCAAAGAAGGGAGAAAUUAGGUGUUAAGCCAUUCAAAAAUGGUUUAAUACUUUAAGGCAAUACAGUGCCCUGGUACUCCAUCCAACAAAACAAAUUCAUUGAGAUGUAGUUUCUUUGCGGGUAGAAAGUCCCAUUAAUAAAGUGAGCACUGAUUGUGUACUUUAUUCAAUAUGUGUUUUUCUCUUCAAUGCUUUAAAUUUCCCUUUAAAUUAUUUGUCUGUCUAGGAGUAUUUCUUUGAUCCUCCUGAGAACGAACAUAUGGUUCGCACUGUAACGUCUCCUAAUGCAACAAAAGGAACCGUACAGACUCACUGACUGGAGGUAAUAGUUGGACUACACCAUCUAUUAUCAUCAUAAUUACUAACUGCAUUUACACUAAUUUACAUAUGUUUUAUUGUCGUAAUUAUAUGGUGGUCUUGGGAGUGACUUCAAUCAAAUGUAAUAAGUUUACUCAAGCUUUUAUUAGCGGGAAAAGUAACUAAUAAAGAGGCUUAAAGAUAAUGUACAUGCAUUUUCCAUAAUGGUGGAUAUGACACAUCCCAGAUGUAACAUUUGCUUGCGAUGAUUUUGAUUUUUUUUUUUUUUUUACUGGUUUUUCAGGUUCCAACAAUUAGGCUGAAGAGUCUAGCUUUAUAAAACCGAAGAUUAUCCUCACACUGGACCAGUGAAUCUGGUGAACGGAAUGCUAAAGAGAGCUGCACUUCUGAAACGUGAUCAGCUAAUUUUGUUCCAUAACUUCAUGGAAAAUAUUGAUCAAGUUAAGACACUGGACCAUUUUUAUUAUUCUUAUUUAAUUUAUUUAAAAGGACUUCAGUUAAAUUGCUUGGUGUAAGCGGUGAAAAGGGAGGACUUUUGCAUGUUGAAAAUAAUACAGGCCAGGGGUAGGCAACAUUCCCAUUCCAAAUCUCGUCUACUACAUCUUCCUGGAUGCUUUGCCAGCAUGAUGGCUGUAAGAGAAUUAUGGGAUAUGUAGUUUACAACAUCUGUAGUGGCAAAGACACUAUUUACUUAUACCUCAGCAUCUAAUGUGCUUUGAAUGGUAAAUGUUUGACUCACUUCUUGAUUCCAUUGCAUAUAUAUAUAUAUAUAUAUAUAUAUA
Messenger RNA from Pelobates cultripes (western spadefoot toad), 12442 nucleotides. The record is from the annotation of a GenBank genome assembly. Lineage: Eukaryota; Metazoa; Chordata; Amphibia; Anura; Pelobatidae.